CCAGGCAGUAUUGAAAUAGAUACGUCUUUUGAUUUUGAGGUAGUUUCGAAACAAAUGCAUGCUCAUGUUAGUGGAACAUAUCGUCAUGAAUGGAACGAUUGAAAAUAUCACAAGAUCGGGACCAACCGUUGAUGUUGAGAACACAACCGUGGACAGAGAUGAAAACUUGGCAAAAAUAGAAAUUGCAACUCUUGCGAUUAUAUUCCUCGUCACGGUUUUGGGAAACGGAACGGUUCUACUCGCGUUAUGGACCCGAAGAAGGUACGCCGGAAGAAAGAAGCUGUCAAGGAUGUACUUCUUUAUACUGCACUUGAGCGUCGCCGAUUUGAUUACGGCGUUCCUAAGUGUGCUUCCGCAGCUGGGUUGGGAGGUGACCUACAGGUUUAACGGCGGAGUCGUUUUGUGCAAGGUUGUGAAAUUUGGACAAACGCUUGGACCUUACCUGAGUGCUUACAUUUUGAUGGCAACGGCGAUCGACAGGCAUCAAGCGAUCUGCUAUCCGUUAACGUACUGUUCGUGGACCUCGCGAAGGUCCAAGGUAAUGGUUUGGUUGGCGUGGGCUGCUAGUUUAACCUUUUGCAUACCUCAGUUGACGAUUUUUGCUUACCAAGAAGUGGGCCCUGGUGUAUAUGAUUGCUGGGCUACGUUUCCACAACCGUGGGGUGCAAAAGCUUACGUAACUUGGUAUGGGAUCUCCGUGUUCAUUGUACCUCUAUUAGUAUUGAUCGUAACUUAUAGCUGCAUUUGCCGCGAAAUAUGGCGAAGUUCCGCAGGUGAAUUGGGUCAACGCCAAAGGCAGAAUCACCAACCGAAACCGUUACCGGGAAAGAAGGGGCCGUUAAUUUCGCGAGCAAAAAUUAACACCGUGAAGCAAACCGUCGCGGUUAUAGUUAUGCACAUUGUUUGCUCAACUCCAUUUAUAUCGGCUCAAUUGUGGGCGACUUGGGAUCCACUAGCAAGUGAAAGUCCAUUUUUAGAGGGACCUGCUUUCACCAUACUAACCCUUCUAUACAGUUUGAAUAGCUGCGUUAACCCAUGGAUAUAUUUAGCGUUCAAUCGAGAAUUGCCGCGGCUGCUCUUACGACACUACACUGCCUCAAAUAAAAACUACAGGACAACGGAAACAGGUAACAGCAGUAAUUCUUCAGGUGUCGUCGAGACAACGUCUCUUAGACCAUUUACAAGAUGGUCACUUUGUAACAAUUCAAGGAAUGCGAAAUCCUCCGGCAGACCACUUCAGCGUCACUACGGGGCCCAGUAUAAUGCACGUCGGUGGGUAGUAACGACGGCCACAUGAAGAUUACAGUUAAGUGAGUUUUGUGAUUGCGAACCUUCAGGUUCGUCAUCAUUCGGCGAUCCCGUCACCGAACUCACUGACGUAGAAAUCGAAUUCGAACCAAAAAUCAAAGUUUGUGAAUCUGUGAUGUAAAGAUACUGACUACCAAAUCAUAAAAAUAAUAGGUUAUAUAUUUUAUAUUUUUACUUACAUAAUAUUAUGUACGGUGUACAGGUAUUUUUGGUACUUACGAGACGUAUUCAAUUUUUAACAACGAUUAACGAAUUUUAAGGUAGAAUAAUAUUGCUCCUAACGUUAAUAUGUAUUCAAUUUAAUGUUAGAUAUUAAA
Molecule: messenger RNA, 1625 nt
Organism: Photinus pyralis (common eastern firefly)
Lineage: Eukaryota; Metazoa; Arthropoda; Insecta; Coleoptera; Lampyridae
Product: oxytocin receptor-like
Exons: 6
Coding region: 59-1297 (412 amino acids)
Biological process (GO): G protein-coupled receptor signaling pathway
Cellular component (GO): membrane
Molecular function (GO): peptide binding; vasopressin receptor activity
Source: RefSeq, a predicted model, not a curated record